AUGAGUGCUUGUUCAUCAACUCCAGUGCCGAUUCUGGCAUUUACAGAGGGAGCCAAAUCUCUGUCGCAGAUUCAACAAGCUCAUGCCUUUAUGCUUAAAACGGGUCUUUCUCGUGAUACGUUUUCUGCUAGCAAGCUUAUCGCCUUCGCCGUCGCGAACCCAGAGCCCGAAACAGUCUCUUACGCUCACUCUAUCCUCAACCGCAUCGAGAGCCCGAACGCUUACACUCACAAUUCCGUCAUCAGAGCUUAUGCUAAUAGCUCUGCUCCUGAGGUUGCUUUGGUUCCGUUUCGCGAAAUGCUGCUUGGCCCUGUGUUUCCCGAUAAGUACAGCUUCACGUUCGCGUUGAAAGCGUGUGCUGCGUUUUGUGGGUUUGAAGAAGGAAGGCAAAUUCACGGAAUUUUCUUGAAGAGCGGUUUGGUGUCUGAUGUGUUUGUGGAGAAUACGUUGGUUAACGUGUAUGGAAGAAGCGGUCACUUUGAGAUUGCGCGGAAAGUGCUCGAUGGAAUGCCUGAGAGAGACGUUGUUUCGUGGAAUUCGUUGUUGAGCGCUUACGUCGAGAAGGGUUUAUUGGAAGAAGCUCGUGGGGUUUUUGAUGAGAUGGAGGAACGAAAUGUGGAGUCUUGGAAUUUUAUGAUCUCUGGUUAUGCGGCUGCGGGAUUGGUUGAAGAAGCGAGGGAGCUGUUUGAUUCUAUGCCGGUGAAGGAUGUGGUUUCUUGGAACGCAAUGGUGAGUGGUUAUGCGCGUGUUUGUUGCUAUAGUGAGGUUUUAGAGGUUUUCAUUGAGAUGCUUAACAGUUUUACAGAGAGGCCAGAUGGAUUUACUCUUGUUAAUGUCUUAUCUGCUUGUGCUAAUCUUGGAUCGUUAAGUCAAGGCGAAUGGGUUCAUGUUUACAUUGACAAGAAUGGGAUUGUGAUUGAUGGGUUUUUGGCUACAGCUCUUGUGGAUAUGUAUUCGAAGUGCGGGAAGAUUGAUAAGGCGCUUGAAGUGUUUAGAGCUACUUCGGAGAAAGAUGUGAGUACAUGGAACUCGAUCAUCUCAGGUUUAGGCGUCCAUGGACUUGGAAACGAUGCUUUAGAGAUCUUCUCAGAGAUGGUGUAUGAAGGUUUUAAGCCAAACGGUAUCACAUUUAUUGGUGUUCUCUCAGCUUGCAAUCAUGUAGGGUUGUUAGACCAAGCUCGCAAACUUUUUGAAACGAUGAAUAGUGUUUAUGGGGUUGAGCCAACUAUUGAACACUAUGGUUGUAUGGUGGAUUUGCUUGGUCGAAUGGGGAAAUUCGAGGAAGCGGAAGAAGUAGUGAAAGAGGUUCCAGCAGAGGAGGCUUCGGUUCUAUUGGAGUCUCUUCUUGGUGCUUGUAAAAGGUUUGGUCGAAUGGAACAAGCAGAGAGUAUAGCGAAGCGGUUAAGGGAAUUGAAUCCAGGGGAGACUUCAGGUUAUGUUCAGAUAUCAAACUUGUAUGCAUGA
Molecule: messenger RNA, 1464 nt
Organism: Microthlaspi erraticum
Lineage: Eukaryota; Viridiplantae; Streptophyta; Magnoliopsida; Brassicales; Brassicaceae
Source: the annotation of a GenBank genome assembly